AUGUUCCGUCUAUACUCCCAACACUUCCAACCAACACACCUUAUACUCCUGAACUUCAACCCUCGAAUUUUUCUUCUCUACUCGGAUUACCCUAACACCAUUACAUGGUCUUUCUGCCCCGGAGGCUUCCCCGCAUUCGACUUUCCUCUAUCGGUUGACGACCCCACGAUUGCUUAUACGCCUCACGUUACUCGUAUACCCUUCACAAAGACCUCGGAGGUCGAUGACGGUUAUUGCAAAAAUAAAAACCUUCUGCAAAAUGACGGACGAGCGACAAUGUGCUCGACCAACGAACGAAAAUGUGUUCAUAAACCAGUUGUGUCCUCGCGGACCUUGUGUUAUUAUAACUGUGCUGCCCAACGUUCUUCAUGCUAA
Molecule: messenger RNA, 375 nt
Organism: Aspergillus niger
Lineage: Eukaryota; Fungi; Ascomycota; Eurotiomycetes; Eurotiales; Aspergillaceae
Exons: 1
Coding region: 1-375 (124 amino acids)
Source: RefSeq, a predicted model, not a curated record